Botrytis byssoidea is the source of this 1845-nucleotide messenger RNA. RefSeq lists its product as uncharacterized. Gene Ontology annotation, molecular function: guanyl-nucleotide exchange factor activity. The transcript has 2 exons. Gene Ontology annotation, cellular component: cytoplasm. NCBI's taxonomy places the organism in Eukaryota, Fungi, Ascomycota, Leotiomycetes, Helotiales, Sclerotiniaceae. The record is from RefSeq and is a predicted model, not a curated record. Bases 1 to 1845 code for a protein of 614 amino acids.
AUGCCACCAAAGAAGAUCCCAACACCUCCUACUCGAGUUUCAUCUCGUAAAACCUCUCCUCCAAAGAACAUCCAAGUCGAGGCAAAUACUUCAAAAGUGAUGAAGAAAGCUCUCGCACCCAAAAAGGCUGGUGUCGCAAAAAAUGUCGCGCCUCAAAAGAAAGUCUCUCCAGCUGUCGCAAAGAAGACAGCCAAGGCACAAGCAGCUUCAGCUAAGAAGACUACCACUACUACUAAAUCUGUUGCCGUUAAGAAGACAACUAUCACCAAAGCUGCCAUGGCAAAGAAAGUCGCUGCCGCUAAAGCCGCUCCAUCUAAGCCUGCUGCCCCAAAAUCAAACAAGCGCAAAUCCACCGAAGAUGUCGAUGAGCCUGUCGCAAAACCAUCGAAGAAGGCAAAAGUUACCAAAUCUACUCCUGCCACCAAAAAGCCUGCCACCAAAGCAGCUGCGAAGCCUCUCCCCAUAGUCAAAAAGCCAAAGGCCGCUCCAAAGCCCAAGGCUCCAAAGGUCGUGAAGCCAAAGAUUGUCAAACCAAAGGUUGUGAAGCCAAAGACAAUUAUCAACUUCGCUCCUACUCAACUCUUGGACAUUUUUGUCUUCGGUUGCAAUGAAGCUGGAGAGCUUGGUCUUGGUCUUCAAACUAAGAAAGAUACAAUCAAUCGACCAGUCAAGAACCCCGCUCUCACUGCUCGUGGUGUUGUUCAAAUGGUUGCUGGUGGUAUGCACGGAGCUGCUCUUACCAAAGACAACAAGAUCCUUACAUGGGGUGUCGCCGAUGGAUUGGCAUUAGGCAGAAAGACCGAUGACUGGGUUGCACCUGAGAGAGAUGCCGAUGCAGAGUCAGAUGAUGAAUCAGCCGCCGCAGAUGCUCGCAACCCAUUGGAAUCAACACCGGGCGAGGUUGAUUUGACCAAUGUACCAGAAGACACUAUCUUCACCCAGAUCACUGCAGGUGACAACGCUACUUACGCCCUCACCAAUGAUGGCUUGGUUUAUGGAUGGGGAUCAAUCAGAGGCGCUGAUGGUCCAAUGGGCUUCACCAAAGAUGUCAAGGAGACCUUGGUUCCAAUGCUCAUCCCUGGUUUGAAGAACAUUGUCAAGCUCGCUGCCGGUAACAACCAUUACCUUGCUCUCAACAACAAGGGUGCUGUUUUUGCAUGGGGUGCCGGUGAGCAUAAUCAACUUGGUCGAAGAAUCGUUGAACGUUCAAGAUUGAAUGCUCUUGUUCCUCGUGAAUUUGGUCUACCAAAGGCCAUGGUCGAUAUUUUCUGCGGAUCAGAACAUAGUUUCGCCAUUCACAAGAAUGGUACCGUUUACUCUUGGGGAGCAAACAACAUGGGUCAAUGUGGUCAAUUCAGCAAAGAUGGUACCUUGACUGAAGAAGUUACUUCAACUGCCACCAAAGUCGAUAUUCUCAAAGACAAGAAUAUCAAGAUGAUGGCCGCAGGCAACGCUUCCAGUUUGGCACUCACCCAUGAGGGCGAGGUGCUUUACUUUGGCAAAGCUCAGGAUGGUCUUUCUGGCCAUGAUGUCGAGGCACUUCCAGAAGAUGUCAUCAUCAGAAACGAACGUAACCAACGAUCAAUCAUCAAGACACCUCUCUCCUUCCCAUUCAAGGGAUCAUACAUUGCCAUGGGCAGUGACCACAGCAUCGUUCUUGGCCCUGAUGGUCACAGUCCUCACUACUCUUGGGGAUUCAACACAUACAGACAGACUGGUCUUGAAGAUGAUCAAGAUGUUUACAUUGCUGAUGAGCUCAACUGCAAGCACAUUGAAGGAAAGAAGCUUGUCUGGGCAGCAGGAGGUGGUCAAUUCUCCUUCUUGGCUGGUAUUCCAGAAAACUAA